AUGGCUAGGAUCCCAGUUUUAAUGUUGCUGCUGGUAUGCAGCAGUCUUACCACAGCAAAAGGGAUCGACGACAAAUCGAAAGUAUCAGAACUACUUGAGAAAGGAAUUAAAGAGGGAUCAUCAGUUAAAGGAGUGAAGAGAGGCAUUUUUUCUACUGGUCACUUCGGUUCUCCAUUAGGUCUCGGUUUGGGCGGAGGAAUCGGUUACAGUAGUGGAAUUAGUUAUGGCGGUGGAAUUAGCUCGAUAUCAGCUGGACCCGCCGUAUCUAUUUCAUCUGCGCCCGCUGUAUCUAUUUCAUCUGCACCCGCUGUAUCUAUUUCACCUGGACACGCGUUGGGUAUUUCUUCUGGAAUAUCUGCCGGACCUGCGAUAGCAGUUGGAUCUGGAUACGGUUUAGGAUCUGGAUUAGCAAUUGGAUCUGGAUUAGGUGCUGGAUCUGGAAUAGCUAUUGGGUCAGCCGGCCCUGCGAUAGCAACAGGUAUUGGCGCUGGUGGAGCUAUUGGUCUUGGCGGAGCUAUUGGUCUUGGCGGAGCUAUUGGUCUUGGCGGAGCUAUUGGUGGUGGUUCAGGAAUAGCAAUCUCUGCUGGACCCGGUAUAGCCGUUGGAGGUGGAGGAGGUGCCCAAACAUCAGUCUCUGUUGAACCAAACCCUGUAAUUUUGCGCCAAGAAGUACCAAGAUUCGUAACCAGAACGAUCACCCGCGACCGACAGGUGCCUGUUCCAGUAUCGGUGCCCGUACCUGUUGAUAGACAAGUACCAGUGCCAGUACGAGUACCAUACCCAGUGGCCGUAGAUCGACCAGUCCCCGUUGUUCACAGAGUGCCGGUGGAGAUUACGCGAAAUGUCCCCGUGUAUUACGAGAAAAGAGUGCCAUAUCCAAUUAAAGUGCCAGUUUCGGUUCCUGUACCAUACCCAGUAACAGUAGAGAAGCAAGUCGCUGUUGACCGUCCAGUGUAUGUAGACCGUCAAGUGGCAGUACCGCAACCUGUUUACGUGGAUCGUCCAGUCAGAGUGCCAGUGCCCGUACAAGUGGACAGGCCCGUACCCGUACCGCAGCCCGUGGUCGUGAACAGGCCCGUACCCGUACCUCAGCCCGUUGUUGUGGAAAGGAGAGUCCCAGUCGCUGUAGGCGUAUCCUCAGGUCUUGCCUCAGGAAUUAGUUCUGGCAUAGGUAUUGGGUCAGGAGUGGGUUUGGCCUUGGGCUCAGGAGUGGGUUUGGGAUCAGGAGUGGGAUUGGGCUCAGGAGUGGGCUUGGGCUCAGGAGUGGGCUUGGCGUUGGGGUCAGGGGUGGGCUUGGGCUCAGGAGUGGGCUUGAGCUACGGCUCAGGAGCGGGUUUGAGUUACGGCUCAGGAGCGGGCUUGAGCUACGGCACAGGAAUUGGCUCAGGCUAUACCGUCGGAAUAGGUUCUGGAAUCAGUUCGGGUCUUAGUUCAGGAAUUCGUAUCUCAUCGGGUCUUGGAUCAGGGUAUUCUCUAGGAUAUGGUUACGGCGCCGGUUACGGUUUGUCCGGUCUUUCUUCAGGCAUCGGUCACUCAAUUGGCGUAACCAAAUUGAUCUCCAGCUACCCAAGCACUAUUGUUCACCAUAGCCACUAG
Parnassius apollo (apollo) is the source of this 1596-nucleotide messenger RNA. Lineage: Eukaryota; Metazoa; Arthropoda; Insecta; Lepidoptera; Papilionidae. The record is from the annotation of a GenBank genome assembly.